This is a messenger RNA of Oncorhynchus nerka (sockeye salmon), 4853 nucleotides long. It is a transcript of the gene cdk16, whose product is annotated as cyclin dependent kinase 16. NCBI's taxonomy places the organism in Eukaryota, Metazoa, Chordata, Actinopteri, Salmoniformes, Salmonidae. Gene Ontology annotation, molecular function: cyclin-dependent protein serine/threonine kinase activity; ATP binding. The transcript is spliced from 17 exons. Gene Ontology annotation, biological process: protein phosphorylation; neuron projection development; exocytosis. Gene Ontology annotation, cellular component: synaptic vesicle; nucleus; cytoplasm. The record is from RefSeq and is a predicted model, not a curated record. Bases 503 to 2089 code for a protein of 528 amino acids.
AUUUAUAUACAAUUUGAAUAGCUUCCAUUGAUAGAGACUUAGUUGAAAAUACCCAGACAUAACGGAAAUAAUAAAAAACACUGUGGAAUGUCACACGACCUGACUUGGGGCUGGUAAGCGAAUGCGUAAUUAACGGAUCUCCACCUCUCCAAUCAGCCGGAGUGAGUGACUCCAGAAUCUAUUCGCAGCUGCUCUUACUACCCUCCGCAUUUGGAACUGAACAGCUGCUAAAACGUUUGAACAAUUUUUCAGAAUGCGAACAGGGCAUGCUGUCAGACAGGGGCGAACCGGUGCUGUAUCUCAACCAGCAGAAUAAUGGCUGAGGACUAUUGGGAGAGCACACUGGUUUUGGGAUAUUUUUGCUAAGAUUACAAGGGCAUACGGGAUCUCGCGUCCUCGGAGAGCUUGAACUGUGGCUACCCCUCCGCCCUCUGCGUCUCGGCCCCCGCCCUCCACGUCUCGCCCCCCACCCUCCGCAUCCCGCCCCCCGCUGCCCCCUCUGAUGGACCGCAUGAGGAAGAUCAAGCGGCAGCUGUCCCUCACCCUGAGGGGGGGCAGCAGUGGGGAUAAGACCAGUGAGACCAUCAGCCCUCAGGACACAGUGCACAGUCACAGUGACUCCGAGACCAUGUCAGUGCGGGGCAGUGGCACUGGCAGUUUGCGGGGUUCAGUGCGAGGCAGUGGUGGUGGAGGCUCGUUCAGCAUGCACUCCCUGCUCCAGUCGUACGGCUCCGCCCUGCGCCGACCACACAGCCUGGGCCGCAGCCUCAGCUCCUAUCUCAACCACACCACACGCCUGGAGAUAGUUCAUGAAGAUGUGAAGAUCGGCUCUGAUGGGGAGAGUGACCAGGUCUCGGCCACCUCUUCUGAUGAAGUACACAGUCCUGUCAGGGUCCGCCUCAGGAACAACUCUGUACGCAAGAUAUCCACCGAGGAUAUAAACAAGCGGUUGUCCUUGCCUGCGGACAUCCGUCUCCCAGAUGGCUACCUGGAGAAGUUCUGUCUGAACAGUCCUCUUUUUGACAAACCUCUGAGCCGGAGGCUAAGGAGAGUCUCCCUGUCCGAGAUUGGCUUUGGGAAGCUGGAGACCUAUGUGAAGCUGGACAAGCUAGGAGAGGGAACCUAUGCCACCGUAUACAAAGGGCGCAGCAAGCUGACUGACAACCUGGUGGCUCUGAAAGAGAUCCGAUUGGAGCAUGAGGAGGGGGCCCCCUGCACUGCCAUCAGAGAAGUGUCUCUGCUGAAGGAUCUGAAACACGCGAACAUAGUGACCCUCCAUGACAUCAUCCACACGCAGAAGUCUCUCACGCUAGUCUUUGAGUACCUGGAUAAAGACCUUAAGCAGUAUCUGGAGGAUUGUGGCAACUCUAUCCACAUGCACAAUGUGAAGCUCUUCCUGUUCCAGCUGCUGCGCGGCCUCAACUACUGCCACCGCCGCAAAGUCCUCCACAGAGACCUCAAACCCCAGAACCUGCUCAUCAACGACCGCGGAGAGCUCAAACUGGCUGACUUUGGCCUGGCCCGGGCUAAGUCCAUUCCCACCAAGACAUACUCCAAUGAGGUGGUGACGCUAUGGUACCGUCCCCCAGACAUCCUCCUAGGAAGCACUGACUACUCAACGCAGAUAGAUAUGUGGGGAGUGGGUUGUAUCUUCUACGAGAUGUCUACAGGCCGCCCCCUGUUUCCUGGUUCCACAGUGGAGGAGGAGCUGCACUUCAUCUUUAAACUGCUAGGUACACCCAAUGAGACAUCCUGGCCUGGAAUCACCUCCAAUGAGGAGUUCAUCUCAUACAACUACCCCCGGUACAGAGCCGACUGUCUACGGAAUCACACACCAAGACUGGACAAUGAAGGAGUGGAACUGCUGUCCAAACUGCUGCAGUUUGAGGGAAAGAAGCGCAUCUCAGCAGAGGAGGCCAUGAGGCAUCUAUACUUCCACAGUCUGGGAGACCGAGUCAUCACACUGCCUGACACUACAUCAAUAUUUUCACUUCAAGACAUUCAGCUGGAGAAGGAGCCCGGCUGUAGAAGCAGCUCCUUGUCUGACUCAGUGAACAGCAUAUCUCGACGACAGAGCCUGCUUUUCUGAGUGGAGUGAGAGAGAGACGGACGAACGAGAGGACGGGAAGCUGAGACAUUUCCGUGUGCGAUGAAGGGAUACAUAUUCAUCAUCUUUAUACCUUUUGAAUUGUCAUUGUUGGUCCAUUUAGUGUUGAGAGGUUCACUAGCUGUUUACAUGUAAGACGAGGCUGAGGAGGAUACCUGUUUUUCUUCUGUGUUUGCUCUCAAUAUGCACUCUCUCCUCUAUAUAGAAAAGUUUACUGUCAGACACACUUUUACCAUCACGUAUACUGUAAAUGCUGACAGGCAAAGAAAGCCUUACCAUUUUUCCUUGUAUAGCUAACUACUGUGAUCUUUAGUUUACAGGCUGACAUAAUUGCAGCCCUGUAUAAUUAAAUUUAGACAUGUCAGGACAUUCUUUGAAUGCAAUAAUCACCCGUACAUUUUAAUGGAUUUGGACCAAAGUUUUCGACUCACUUAAAUUAUGCACAAUGCUAUUGUAAUACCCCUAGCUAGAACCUUUCUAUGUUUUAUUGUAUAAUACCACAAUGAAGGAAUAAUUUGAAAAAUGACAAGGCUUGAAUAAGUGAUACGUUGAUUAGAGUUGUCUUCUAAUUGAGGGGGGAAUAAUAAUACGGUGAGGCUGUAGUGUCUCACCUUGGUCUUCCACACUCCCAUUUCCACCACAGUAAGGUAUUACAGUAUCCCUCCCAUUUCCACCACAGCAAGGUAUUACAGUAUCCCUCCCAUUUCCACCACAGUAAGGUAUUACAGUAUCCCUCCCAUUUCCACCACAGUAAGGUAUUACAGUCUAUCCCUCCCAUUUCCACCACAGUAAGGUAUUACAGUAUCCCUCCCAUUUCCACCACAGUAAGGUAUUACAGUAUCCCUCCCAUUUCCACCACAGUAAGGUAUUACAGUAUCCCUCCCAUUUCCACCACAGUAAGGUAUUACAGUAUCCCUCCCAUUUCCACCACAGUAAGGUAUUACAGUAUCCCUCCCAUUUCCACCACAGCAAGGUAUUACGGUCUAUCCCUCCCAUUUCCACCACAGCAAGGUAUUACGGUCUAUCCCUCCCAUUUCCACCACAGCAAGGUAUUACGGUCUAUCCCUCCCAUUUCCACCACAGCAAGGUAUUACGGUCUAUCCCUCCCAUUUCCACCACAGCAAGGUAUUACAGUCUAUCCCUCCCAUUUCCACCACAGCAAGCUAUUACAGUAUCCCUCCCAUUUCCACCACAGCAAGGUAUUAGUCUAUCCCUCCCAUUUCCACCACAGCAAGGUAUUACAGUAUCCCUCCCAUUUCCACCACAGCAAGGUAUUACGGUCUAUCCCUCCCAUUUCCACCACAGCAAGGUAUUACGGUCUAUCCCUCCCAUUUCCACCACAGCAAGGUAUUACAGUCUAUCCCUCCCAUUUCCACCACAGCAAGGUAUUACAGUCUAUCCCUCCCAUUUCCACCACAGCAAGCUAUUACAGUAUCCCUCCCAUUUCCACCACAGCAAGGUAUUAGUCUAUCCCUCCCAUUUGCACCACAGCAAGCUAUUACAGUAUCCCUCCCAUUUCCACCACAGCAAGGUAUUACAGUCUAUCCCUCCCAUUUGCACCACAGUAAGGUAUUACAGUAUCCCUCCCAUUUCCACCACAGCAAGGUAUUACAGUCUAUCCCUCCCAUCUCCACCACAGCAAGGUAUUACAGUCUAUCCCUCCCAUUUCCACCACAGCAAGGUAUUACAGUCUAUCCCUCCCAUUUCCACCACAGCAAGUUAUUACAGUGUAUCCCUCCCAUUUCCACCACAGCAAGUUAUUACAGUGUAUCCCUCCCAUUUCCACCACAGCAAGGUAUUACAGUCUAUCCCUCCCAUCUCCAUCAAUCCAAGGUAUUAGUCUAUCCCUCCCAUCUCCGUAAUCAUUGAAGGGGGAUAUUAGUUUAGUACCAGGUAGAUUAAUCCCAACAGUGUCAUGGUGGCAUUUGGGGCAAAUCCUCAUGUUGUAUUUAUUUAUUUAUUUUCAUAAUUCUGUGCUUGGCUGAUAUGGUACAAUGGUUUGAAAGAACAGCACUUCUGUUCUAUUUUCACACAACGUUUUGCAGUUCUCUGAGGAAUCCAUAGCACUUACAGGAAUUCUCCUCAUUCUUGCAGGAAUUCUGGAAUUUGGGGAAUCGUUGUACCAAAAACCUGGAGAUGGCGUUCUCUAUAUUGAUUAUAUAGACAUGCAUCCAAUACAAAUUGAGCUUCCACAGUGAAACAUCACAACCCUGAUAGGUUUAAUGACUCUUUAGCGCACAGGGUACAGUAUUGUUGGGUAUAAUGUAAUUGUGUUUACACAUCUACCUGUUUGGAGUGAAAGAGACAGUGGGGAAAUUUGCAGACUAUGUACAGGGUGAUGUGUGGUCAUCAUUCUGAGGAGAGUGAGAGAGUGCACCAGACACAGUGUCACUACUUUUACACCGCCUGCUGAUGUAGUUAGCCCACCUAUUAACCACGGCUGUUGUUCUAAAGCAGUGGUUCCCAGCCUUUUACCCAUGUACAUUUUACCAGUAGGCCUAUGGUCUCAUGAGUCUUCUCAAGUACCCCCUGUGGAUAGGCCAAGUACCCCCUGUGGAUAGGCCACGUUCCCCCUGUGGAUAGGCCACGUUCCCCCUGUGGAUAGGCCAAGUACCCCCUGUGGAUAGGCCACGUUCCCCCUGUGGAUAGGCCAAGUUCCCCUGGUUGGGAACCACUGUUCUAAAGCACUUCAGUAUGUGGAUUCUGUGAAAACCAAAGUGAACAUGCAUAAAACUGUCAUCUGAAA